AAUAAAAAACAAACAAAAAACAUUAAGUACACAUCACUUCCUGCUAGUUAUCGAUGAAUUCAACACAAUGAAUAUAAAUUGUGUAUGGAGUUAAUUAGUUAGGAAAUUAUAAUUAUGUGUAUGUCUAUAGUAUGACAAAAAAAUAUUUAAUUUAAGCUAACAUCACAACGUUGAAUCAAAGAUAAAAAACGAGUAGUGAUAUUCCAAAAUGGAAAGUAUCAAUAUCGGGCUAAGUAAAGUGAGUCCAGAUCACAUUUGUCGAAUUUGUUUGCAAGAAAAUGUUGAAUUGAUUUCAAUAUAUCAAGAAACGCAAAGUGGCGUUACUAUAGCGCACAUAAUAUCCGAAUGUACUCGAUAUCCUGUUAAAAAAGGCGAUCCCUGGAUACCACAAAAAAUUUGUAAUUUCUGCAUGGGAAAGGCUCAAGAUGCAUUUGAUUUCAAACAAAGUGUUGAGAGAGCUUAUGAUUCAUUAAGAGGGAUAGCAGGGAAUAAGCUCGAAUGCGUUCCUACAAGUCAACGAAGGGAUUAUGGUACACAGACGGAUAGACUAAGCCUCCACCCUUGUGAAAUGUGUGAAAUGAAAUUUUUUGAUUUAAUGGAACUGCGCCAGCAUCGCAAACAAGUACAUCAUAACAGUGAUUUUCAAUGUCGGAUUUGUGGAAUGCGCUUUGAGCGCAUUAGACAAUUACGUAGUCACUUAGUUCACAAGCACCCAAGUAUAGGCAUUGCAUUGGACAUACAAUGUACAAUAUGCCGCAAAAGGUUUUCCCGUAGGGAACAUUUAAAUCGUCACAUGCGAAAUGUACACCAUCAACCUGAAACAACCUCAAGCCCUAGAGUAUCUCUUAAAGAACCGGAAAUUGAGAUAUCAAAUCGUGCAGCGAAAAAGAAUCAAAAUGCCGAAUUGGAAGAAGUUGAAUCAAGAAAUUUGGCAGAACAUACAUCACAAGCCGACAAUGUCAGAAUGACAGAUAAGAUUUGCAAUUUAGCCGAAGUGGAUAAUUUUUUUGGCUCAUCUCAUUUUCUUGAAUGUGGGCCAGACAUUGAUGAUGAAGCCGAAAGCGAUAUUAAUAUGAAUACAAAUCCUAUUUCAAGUGAUGAUGAAGGCCUUGAUGGUUUCAAGUUUACAGAUGAUAUGUUACCUCAAUUAAAAUUAGAACACGAAUCUGACGUGAAAGUUAAAUGUGAAUUUGGUGGCUCUGACGAUGAUUUCGAAACAAAUCCCAUGUCUCCGGAUUGGGAGCGAAGUCAUUCGCCAGUUGUGAGUAAUAAAAUUAAAGAAGAGACCGAUUUGUCCACCGAUCGGAACAUUUCAGAGUCGGCUAAUUUGAAGAACAUGUCUAGCAGAAAUGAAGAUUUGGAAAGUGAUAUUAUAGAUCGUCGACGCAUCACAGAAGUGGUCGACCAGUUUCUUGCUCAAAAUUCCGCUGUGGAUCAAACGGCAAAUUCAGAAAACCGGUGCACAAAAUGCCAACGAACCUUUUCAAGGCAUUGCCAUCUACGGCGUCAUAUGUUAACACACGUUGAGGAAAAGGCACACGCAUGUAGCUUUUGUCCUAAACGAUUUGCACGUAGUGACCAUUUGAAGAAACACGUUUUGAACUUACAUCACACAAAGGAAUUCAAAUGCGAUCAAUGUAAUAGCGCUUUUGCUCGUUCGGUAGAUCUAACCAAACAUAUAGAGACUCGUCAUGGUAGUGAUCCUCAGGCUCAUAAAGUUCAUACGUGUGAAUAUUGUGGGAAAAAGUUUACAAGUAAAACUUAUCUUCGCAAACAUAUCCUCAUGCAUACUGACCGAGUGUUUGCCUGCAAAUUUUGCGAUGAUACAUUUAAAGAACGUAAAGUGUUGCGCGAACAUGAAAAAGGACAUCAUAGUGACCGUCGAAACUUUCUUUGCUCGGUGUGUGGAGAAAGUUUUGUGCGCAACGAUUAUUUACGUGUACAUAUGCGACGACAUAAUGGGGAGAAACCAUACAAAUGCCAAUAUUGUGGAAAAGGGUUUCCGCGAGCUACAGAUGUGAAAAUACAUGAAAGAUAUCAUACGGGCACUAAACCUAACCUAUGCAAUUUAUGUGGCAAAGGAUUUCAUCGUGCGUACAAUCUCACUAUUCAUAUGCGCACGCAUACAGGAGAGCGGCCAUUUAAGUGCGAGGAGUGUGGUCGGGGUUUUGCUCAAAGCAAUGAUUUGAAAGCUCAUAUACGGCGGCAUACAGGAGAACGAUUCAAGUGUUCAGAAUGCGACGCUGGAUUCCUUCAAAUGUAUGCUUUGCGGCAGCAUGCGCAUACAGCUCAUGGUAUAUAUAUGGAACCUGCAACUGGACGGUUACAAAGGUUUACCCCAUCUGAAACCACUGUAGCUGUUGCGGAGACUUUGACAAACAACAAUUUAUCGCAAAAUCAUAGCGAUCAAAUACAACUGAUGCAGCAACAAAUAUCACAAACGCAAAUAUCAAAUAGUUCUCUAAUACCAACGGCUCCUUCCUCCGUGUAAAAUAAAAUUGUACAUCCAAUUUAUAUCAAAGAUCUGAAUAUUUACCCUUACCUGUAAAAUUGAAUACUUAA
Ceratitis capitata (Mediterranean fruit fly) is the source of this 2562-nucleotide messenger RNA. Its product is annotated as DNA replication complex GINS protein PSF3. Gene Ontology annotation, cellular component: nucleus. Bases 209 to 2491 code for a protein of 760 amino acids. The transcript is spliced from 5 exons. The record is from RefSeq and is a predicted model, not a curated record. Gene Ontology annotation, molecular function: zinc ion binding. NCBI's taxonomy places the organism in Eukaryota, Metazoa, Arthropoda, Insecta, Diptera, Tephritidae.